Lates calcarifer (barramundi perch) is the source of this 2121-nucleotide messenger RNA. It is a transcript of the gene srsf2b, whose product is annotated as serine and arginine rich splicing factor 2b. Lineage: Eukaryota; Metazoa; Chordata; Actinopteri; Centropomidae. Gene Ontology annotation, molecular function: RNA binding. The record is from RefSeq and is a predicted model, not a curated record.
GAAGAAGAAAUUCACCGCGCUGGAUCAGGGUAGUGGGAAACAUCGCGGAUUCACGGUGCUGGAAACAGUUGUUUAUUUCGUGAUUAUACAGCAUUAAAUAUCCCAUGAGCAAAAGUGAUUCGAGGUAAAAUACACCCUCGUCUGCGUGUGGACUUUUACUAAUAGACAGGUUGUGUCGUCGCCAAGAUAAAAACUGUUUUGAAGAAGGCUGCCAGGCCUCGUAGGUGAAUCGCCAUGAGUUACGGUAGGCCUCCGCCGGACGUCGACGGCAUGACUUCCCUCAAAGUAGACAACCUCACCUACCGAACGUCGCCCGAAACUCUCAGACGUGUUUUCGAGAAGUAUGGCCGGGUAGGGGACGUCUACAUCCCUCGAGAUCGCUACACGAAAGAAAGCCGGGGGUUCGCGUUUGUGCGAUUCCACGACAAACGGGACGCCGAGGAUGCGAUGGACGCCAUGGACGGAGCGCUCUUGGAUGGGCGGGAGCUGAGGGUCCAGAUGGCCCGGUACGGCAGACCUCCCGAUUCCCACUAUGGUGGAGGGCGACGAGGAGGACCGACGCGGAGAUACGGGGGUUAUGGACGCCGAAGCAGAAGCCCGAGACACAGAAGACGCAGCAGAUCCCGCAGCAGGAGCCGCUCUCGUUCCCGCAGCCGAUCCCGCUCCAGCAGAUCCAGAUCCCGGUCCUACUCCAGAUCCAAGUCCCACUCCCCCAGGACCAAGAAGACCAAGGCCAAGUCCCAUUCUCGUUCCAGAUCAAGAUCCAGGUCCCGGUCUAAGUCCAGGUCCAGAAGCCACACCCCUUCCUCCAAAAGAGGCUCCAGGUCUAGGUCCAAAAGCCAGCCCAAGUCAGCAGCAGAGAAUGGAGUUUCAGGUGACGACCUCAGAGCUCCUCAGACAGGAUCCCAGACAAGCAACAGUGUCCAGCUGUGAAAGGUUAUUAUUGUGUCUUCCAUGCUUUGCUCUGUUUUAUUUGUUUGGCCUCAGAGGCUUUUUCAUGACAUUGAUGUGCUGUGAUUUUAUUUCCUUUCAUGACGUGUUUAUUAUUUUUAAAGCUUCAGUUUAACGUGGAGAAGAAUCUGUGUUCAGACUUUGAAACAGAUGAUAUGAGGAUGUUACAGUGGUUUUCUCUCAGUUCCUCUCUCUGCCGUCUGUAUCAUGAAGCGAGUUCACCUCAGUCCAGCUUUCUUUGGGUUUCCUGGCCCUGCUGAGCCUGAUACUACAGAUCCUGAAUAACUGGUGUCACUGAGGCAAAAGAAUGACUAGAAACAGAGUAAUUAAUUAAUAAUUUUUAGUUUAGUUUAACAUUUAGAUUUAUUCUGAGUGAGUGAGUUAACCCCAAAGUUAGCUGGCUAGAACAUUAAUCUCGCUUUGUGAUACAGGCCGUUGACGUCAAUAUAAUGGGACUUAAACAUCAGGUUUCUUUCGAUACCGUCACAAAAAGCCAUUUACUGUCUGUUAUCUCUUGUUCAGUCUGGAAAGAAACAUCUAAAGUGACAUAAACACAGUAAACAUGAGGAAAUGUUGCUUUAAUUUAAAAUUUUUCCUUUUUCCUGAGUUGUUUUCGUAACAUAUAUUUACAGUGUAUCUGCACACAUCUCAUUAAAUUGAAGUUAGCCCUCAAAAACUUUACAUGAAGUGCUUCCUCACAGUCUUGAACUGCUGCAGCUCAGGGCGUCUGUGUCAGGCUGUGUUCAGUAGAAUUACUUGUGAUGUACAGUGAAAUGACUGAGGUGGAAAGUGGGGGUAAAGUCAGUUUAAAGAAUGUGUCAGCUCAGUUAAUCUCAUCUCCUUAAAUCAUCUCUUUAAUUUUACAGGUCAUCAUUUACUGGACUUUAGACAGUGUCUUGUUUUGUUUUUCAUUUUUUGAUCCUAAUCCUGCUUGUAUGUUUUUUUGUGCACUAGGCGCAGUUGUGUAGCAGUUGAGUAUUGCUGGUUAGCUGUUAAGGUGGCGUGUUGCUCUGCUGAGUGCUUGGAUGUAUCCAGUAUUCUCCAGAAUGCUCCUGUGACUACCAGUGGUACGGUCGCUACAGUCUCACCCUUUGUACGAUAAAAAGUUUUUUCCCCAUGUGGUCAUGAUAGAUACAUGUGACUUUCAUUAAAGAUUUGGUGUUUUCACUA